Zonotrichia leucophrys gambelii is the source of this 1423-nucleotide messenger RNA. RefSeq names its product eukaryotic translation initiation factor 2 subunit beta (gene EIF2S2). Gene Ontology annotation, biological process: translational initiation; formation of cytoplasmic translation initiation complex; formation of translation preinitiation complex. The record is from RefSeq and is a predicted model, not a curated record. The transcript has 9 exons. Gene Ontology annotation, cellular component: eukaryotic translation initiation factor 2 complex. NCBI's taxonomy places the organism in Eukaryota, Metazoa, Chordata, Aves, Passeriformes, Passerellidae. Gene Ontology annotation, molecular function: mRNA binding; translation initiation factor activity; translation initiation factor binding. The coding region runs from base 117 to 1124 and encodes 335 amino acids.
GCGCGCGCAGGCGCGGGGCGGGGCGGGCGCGCGGCGCUGAUGCAAGAGCCGAGCACGGACUGACCCCGCGGCACCGAGCGACCCCGGCUCCUCCGGCCCGCGGCCCCGCCGCAAACAUGUCCGGCGACGAGAUGAUUUUCGAUCCUACUAUGAGCAAGAAGAAGAAGAAAAAGAAGAAGCCCUUCAUGCUGGAUGAGGAAGGAGGAGGAGACCUACAAGCAGAAGAGACUCAGCAAUCAGAAACAAAGGAAGUUGAACCAGAGCCAACAGAAGACAAAGAUGUUGAAGCAGAUGAAGAAGAUAGCAGGAAGAAAGAUACAACAGAUGACUUGGAUGAUUUAAAUUUCUUCAAUCAGAAGAAAAAGAAGAAAAAAACAAAAAAGAUAUUUGAUAUAGAUGAAGCAGAAGAAGGUGUAAAGGAAUUGAAAAUUGAAGGAGAUGUGCCAGAGACAGUAGAACCUGAAGAUGACCUUGAUAUCAUGCUGGGCAAUAAAAAGAAGAAAAAGAAGAAUGUGAAGUUUCCAGAUGAAGAUGAGAUAAUGGAGAAGGAUGAAGCAUUUGAGGAUGAAGAUAGCAAAAAAGAUGAUGGAAUUUCUUUUAGCCUUCAGUCAGGACCUGCGUGGGCAGGCUCAGAAAGGGACUACACAUAUGAUGAGUUGCUCAACAGAGUUUUUAACAUCAUGCGGGAGAAGAACCCGGACAUGGUGGCUGGAGAGAAGAGGAAAUUUGUCAUGAAGCCCCCGCAGGUUGUGAGAGUAGGGACCAAGAAAACGUCUUUUGUCAACUUCACAGAUAUCUGCAAAUUAUUACAUCGUCAGCCAAAACAUCUCCUGGCAUUUUUGUUGGCAGAAUUGGGUACAAGUGGUUCAAUAGAUGGUAACAACCAACUGGUAAUCAAAGGAAGAUUCCAGCAAAAACAGAUAGAAAAUGUCUUGAGAAGAUAUAUCAAGGAGUACGUCACCUGCCACACGUGCCGCUCGCCGGACACCAUCCUGCAGAAGGACACGCGGUUGUACUUCCUGCAGUGCGAGACCUGCCACUCGCGCUGCUCCGUGGCCAGCAUCAAAACCGGCUUCCAGGCUGUCACAGGCAAGAGGGCACAGCUCCGUGCCAAGGCUAACUAGCUUUGCUAACCAGCGCUGCAGUUGGCAAAGUGUUCUGGGGAAUGGGACUGGACAGGUUUGCCAUCCGAGUGGAUUUACCGUUGUAUUAAAGCGAGGUUGUAAAAACCACAAGAAAUUUUGGCUUUUGAUUGAUUGGUCUGUGAAAUCCUUGCAAGAUGCAGAUCCUCAAGCUGUUCACAUACAUUUGCUCAUUGAAUAUAUUUUACCAACUGUAAGGAGCGUGGUGGGAAAGGAGGUGCUUUUUAAUCCGUUCAGACUUCUGUAAAAGAUGAGAUGAAUUAAAGAUACUAUAACAGUGA